Molecule: messenger RNA, 4086 nt
Organism: Melospiza melodia melodia
Lineage: Eukaryota; Metazoa; Chordata; Aves; Passeriformes; Passerellidae
Product: hydrocephalus-inducing protein homolog
Exons: 23
Coding region: 1-4086 (1361 amino acids)
Biological process (GO): cilium movement; axonemal central apparatus assembly
Cellular component (GO): axoneme
Source: RefSeq, a predicted model, not a curated record
AUGUCCCAUCAAAUCACAGAGAGACUCAUGGGACACAGCCAUGUGGCUGGACUGACUCCCUCUGCCUUCCAGAAGGAGAUGUCUCUCAACACCAAGCAGAGGCUGGCCACAGCUAAGAAGCUGAGUCUGCCUCCCAUUGUCCAGCCUCAAGACAAGCCUGGGACCUCCCAUCACAAGUUCUCAGCAGCUGCCCCAGAGCAGCGCUCGUUUCAGCCUUGCCCACCAGAGGUGGUGUUUCAGAACUACAGCCCCGGUGAGGUCUGUGAAGUGCCGCUGGUUCUGAGGAACAGGGACAAGGUUCCUCACCUGUUGAAGGUCACCUUGAAGAGCUCACCUUAUUUCCAGCUGGUGGGCCCCAAUGACGUGUGCCGCAAGGUGCCACCGGGCCUCUACACCACUGUCCGCAUCCUCUUCACCCCUGGGCAGAGAAAGGAUUAUUUCCACCAGCUCCUCUGCACCACUGAAAGUGAAGAGUUCAUUGUGCCAAUUUGGGCCAUCGGUGGCCGAGCCAUCCUGGACUUCCCUGACCAGCUGGACUUCUCCACCUGUCCGGUCAAGUACACGACCCAGAAGACCCUGCUGGUUCACAAUGUUGGAAACCGGCCUGCUCGUUACGAGCUGAGCACCCAGAGCCCUUUCUCUGUCACUCCGGCCAUGGGAACUCUGGAUGUUGGUGACGCCGUGGAGGUGGCAGUGGAAUUUCGGCCACUGAAGACUGGUGACCAUUGCAGGUCCCUUGUUGUGCACUACGACACAGGUGAAGACACCCACACAAGCCUUCAUGCCAGAGCUGUGGAUGCCCACAUCAGGCUGGACAGGAAUACUGUGACCCUGGAGAAGACGUACAUCACCAUGUCAAACAGCGCAACUGUGCUCAUCCACAACUGCAGCGACAUCACAGCCCGCUUCCAGUGGAAGGCUGUGGAUACUGAGGAACAGGAGGAACAGCUGAGGCAGAGGCAGUAUCACAGGAUAUACCAGCAGCAAAGGCACAAGUUGUAUAGUUUUCUGAAGGAGCGUGAAGUGGACAUCACUUGCCGAGAGCGCCUUGCUCUUCUCAACCACACCUUCCAGAGUGAGGUAGCAAAGAUCAGAGGAGAUCCCAUGCUGUUAGACGAUGACAUUUUCUCCCUUGUGCCAAAGGAGGGUGAGAUCAUGCCGAAGUGCUCGGCUGAAAUCAGCGUGUUCUUCACGCCCCAGGCAGCCCAGGUCUAUGAGCGAACAGUUUACUGUGACAUCUCAGGCCGUGAGAACAGGCUGCCCCUGCUCCUCAUGGGGGAAGGCCUCGGGCCCCGGGUCCAUUUCCACUUUGAGGAACUGAACAUCGGGGAGGUUUUUGUCAGAGUAACCCACAGAUAUGAGGCAUACCUGAUCAACAAGGGGCCUAUUGAGGCUCCCUUCAAACUCAUCCCUCCAACCACAGCCAUGGGCUCCUGCUUCACCUUCCUGCCCCAGGAGGGCAUCGUGGCACCAGAGAAGCUCCAGGCCAUCCGGGUCUCCUUCUGUCCCACCAUCCGGGGGGAGUUUGAGGAACAAUUCUAUUUCCAUGUGGCUGAAUCCCCUAAGCCUGUGAUCUUCACUGUCAGGGGCUCUGUGAUGGGACCCACUUUCCAUUUUGAUGUGCCCGCCCUGCACUUCGGUGACAUCGCCUUUGGUUUUCCUCACACCUUGAAGUGUUGCCUGUUUAACACCUCCCUGACGCCCAUGGGCUUCUCCCUCUACAUUCCUGGGGAUGGCUUGGGAGUGCCCAGUGUUAGCAGCACUACUCAGAUAGGCAAACCCAGCAGCCAGUUGUGGAGGAAGGAAGUUCGAGUUCUGAGGAGAUUACAGGAAUUUACCAUAAACCCCCACAGCGGGACCGUCCGUGCCCUGGGAUCCCAGGAUAUCAAGGUCACCCUGUGUCCCAACACUGUUGGGGACUACAAUCUGGAGCUGGUGCUGGACGUGGAAGAUGUUGGCAGGAAGGUGUUUGCACUGCCCCUCACAGCCAGGUGCAUCGUUCCUACUCUGCGAGUGCUCAACCCUGUCGUGGAACUGGGGCACUGCUGCUUGAAGGUGCUCUAUGAUGAGAAGGUGACCCUGGUGAAUGACAGUGACUUCCCAGGCUGCUACUGUCUUCUCCCUCAGGUUUGGCCUUGCAUCCAUCUCCUCCCCUCAGAUUUUACUGGGGGGGUUAUUAGGGGAAUAAAAGGCUGCCAGGAACACAAGGAGGAGGCUGCUGCGUGGUACUCCAGCCUUGCACCCUCUGGGAUUAUCGAGGCUCACAGCUCGGUGCAGAUCCCAAUUACACUCCAGGCCCAGUUGCUGGGACAGUGCAGCAUCACUGCCAAGCUGGCCGUGUUUGGGAGACCAGGAUCCCCACUGGAAAUCCGUUUAGAGUGCGUUGGCCAGGGCCCCGUUGUCUAUGUCCAUCCCAGGGAGAUAAACUUCGGCUCUAUCCCAGUCCUAGAGGAUUGUUCCAAAACUCUCCACCUCGCCAAUCAGUGUAAGAUUCCUGCAGCCUUCCAGGUGGAGAUGGCUGUGGAACGUUCCUGCUGGAGGAUUGAGCCCAGUAAAGGAGUGGUCCCCCCCAGUUCUGAGGUGUCCGUGGCUGUCAUAGCUAACCUGAAUGACACAGUGAAAUUCCAGGAGAAGCUGAAGGUGUUCAUUGAGAACAACCCUGUGACCAUCAUCCCUCUCCAGGCUGUGGGCAUUGGCACCACAGUUGUCACGGACAAACCUCUUGUUCCGAAGCUCGACUUGAAGUCCUGCUUCAGCUUCAGUCGCUGCUUUUACCACUUCCAGCUGACGAACAGAGGCCGCCGCACGCAGCGGCUCUACUGGAGCACGGAAGGGUUCCGCACCUUCCGCCGCAGCGCGCGGGCCCCGGCCCCCGCGGGCCCCCCGGGCAAAGGGGCUCCCCCCAUGCCCAGGCCUGGCAGCCCCGUGUUCAAGCUGUGCCCAGCGCAGGUGGACCUGAGGCCGGGCCAGACUGUGGACAUGGUGCUGGAAGGCUGCUCCAGCACUGUCCAGGAGGUGAAGGAGCGGCUGCUGUGCCACGCUGUGGUGGGGAAAGAGACAGCAAAGAAACAGAUCCUGCAAACAGAUGUCAUCUGCAACUUCAUCUGCCCUGCAGUGCAAAUGUCCCCCAGAGCCAUCGCUUUCCGUGUGGAAAAGAAACCCAGUGAUGUCCUGACACUGCAGUACCAGCCGCUGACAUUAAAAAACACCAGCUCCCUGCCAUUCAGCGUGGUGCUGGACUUGGAGCAGCCCUUCCUGGUCUGCAAUGUCAACCGGAAGCCCCUCCCUGCAAAUUGCAAGCCUGUGAGAGUGGGUGUAGGGAAGGAACUUCAUCUCUGCAUCUGCUUUAACCCAGCUUAUAAGAACAGUCUGAUCAGCUGGGUGGUAAAGAAGGUUCUCAGGGUGAGCUUCAUGGAGCAUCCUCAUGUGGAGAAGAUCCCUCUUCGGGGGGAAGUCUGCUUCCCAAAUCUCCACCUCCCCACCAAGGCCGUGGACUUUGGCUGCAUCAUAAAUGACACUGAACAAGAGUUGAAGAUGGAGAUGACCAACUGCAGCCCACUCCCUGUCAACUACCACUGGUCAUUCCUGACAGACAGCCAGGUGAACACCAUCAGGUUCAUCCCUUCACCACCUAAAUUCAAGCCACGGUCAUUAAACAAGAGGAGAGUGUUUCUACGGAGAUACUCCAGGACUGAAAGUGUGGAGGAGCCAACUGAAACCCCAGAAACAACGCAGGAUUCUGCCCAGGAAGAUUCUGCCCUGGAAGAUUCUGCCCUGGAGGAUUCUCUCCUGGAGGAUUCUGCCCUGGAGGAUUCUGACGAGCAGGAUUCUGCUCAGGAAGAUCAUGCCCAGGAGGGUCCUGCCCAGGAGGGUCCUGCCCAGGAAGAUCCUGCUCAGGAGGACUCUGAUCAGGAGGAUUCUGCUCAGGAGGACUCUGACCAGGAGCCAGAAGAUGCAGAGCAUUCCCUGGAAUCAGAGGUGGAUUUUCUUGUGCACCUACCACUUGCUUUGCCUCCUCAACUUGCCACCAAAAAGUCAUACUCGUGCCAACCUCCCUUUUUGCUGCCCUUCCGUUCUGUGCCCUGA